Durio zibethinus is the source of this 1972-nucleotide messenger RNA. Its product is annotated as heptahelical transmembrane protein 1-like. Gene Ontology annotation, biological process: response to hormone. Gene Ontology annotation, molecular function: signaling receptor activity. Lineage: Eukaryota; Viridiplantae; Streptophyta; Magnoliopsida; Malvales; Malvaceae. The record is from RefSeq and is a predicted model, not a curated record. Gene Ontology annotation, cellular component: membrane.
CCUAUCAAAUAUCAAUCCAUCCGCAUGUUGAAAAUUUUACCACUUAAUUUAAUUCUUGAAAGGGAACACAAUCAAAGGGUAACUUUUAUUUUAUUUUUGCUUGUUCAAAAGUUCGAAACUCAAUCAAAUAAUUGGCUGGUUUUUUGAGUAUCCCAUUUUCUCAUUAUUAUCUCUAAAAAAAGCCAAAAUAUUUAUUGAUGACCUACCAGCGACUCUUCCCCCCUUGUUUCCUUUGCACAAGCUUUGGUUUUGUAUUGCAUACAAAAAAAAAAAAGGGCUAAGCUUUAGACAGGGUUUUCUCCCCUUUAAAUGUUGCAGUUGGUGUAGUUAGCUAUCUGCCAUCCAGCUUUCUUUUUCAUCAUUCAGCUCCUCUUUAAUUAUAAGUAUCUGUCAGGGUUUUUGGCCAUGACUUCUAUAUUAUUGAAGAUCAAGCUGUUGUUUUGAAGAGAAAAAACAGAAAGAUGGAUUCGACACUCGAUUCCAGGCUUGUUUCUCAACCUGUUGAGAUGAAAAACAGAAAAAGAGGUGAUGACGAUGAUGAUCACGGCUCGAACAAGGCUAAAAGACGGUCGAUUGCUUUGGUGUCUUACAAGGAGUUGCCUGAGUACAUGAAGGACAAUGAGUUUAUACUGGAUUAUUACAGGGCUAAUUGGUCUCUCAAGGAAGCUCUCUUUAGCAUCUUUCGUUGGCAUAACGAAACACUUAAUGUUUGGACGCAUUUACUUGGGUUUGUUCUAUUUUUUGGAUUGACCAUGGCGAAUUUCAUGAAAGUGCCACAAGUAUCGAAUCUCAUUAUCUUCUUUGUCAGGUGUUUUCCAAUUAGUGGCGACACCAAUGUUUCUCAUGAUUCCAGAGACCUCUUUCUGGGGACAACAAAUGUCAUUGAUUUGAAGCGAAUAACACCAACUCCGGGAUUGGAUAUUGCCCUUCCGGUGACGCCUGUUACACUGUGGCCAUUAUAUGUGUUCUUAGGCGGCUCCAUGUUCUGCCUCCUAUCAAGCAGCAUUUGCCACCUCUUUUCUUGCCAUUCACACCAUCUAAACCUUACAUUGUUGCGAAUAGACUAUACCGGGAUUGCUACCAUGAUCAUCACAUCAUAUUUUCCGCCAAUCUACUACAUUUUUCAAUGUGAUCGACAAUGGCAGUUAGUCUACCUUGGUGGAAUCACAGCUCUAGGUUUGUUCACCAUUGUAACACUGCUAUCACCAACUUUGUCAACGGGUAAAUAUCGUGCAUUUCGAGCUUUACUCUUUUCUUUAAUGGGGCUCUUUGGCAUUGCCCCUGGAAUCCAUUCUGCAAUUGUCAACUGGUCUAAUCCGUGUCGCAACAUCACUCUGGCCUACGAGUCUGCCAUGGCUAUAUUCUACUUGACAGGGGCCAUGUUCUAUGUUAGCCGAAUUCCAGAGAAGUUGAAGCCUGGAUGGUUCGACUUAGCAGGGCAUAGUCAUCAAAUAUUUCACAUUCUGGUAGUGAUGGGAGCGUUGGCUCAUUAUGGUGCUUCUCUUGUAUUUUUGGAGUGGCGCGACCGGCAUAGCUGUUAAAAAUUUAUGCAUCACAGUACGUUUGUUUAAUUAAGUCAUGUGACUGUGAGUAACAUUCAUGUAUUGUUGUUGUUGUUUUUUUUUUUUUUUAAUCUUUUGUCUGCCCGUUUUGGAUUUAAGAUAUGGGCCUAUGAGGAAGGAGAAAAAUCCUUAGUCCACAAUGGGUCCAUGAAACACAUCCAUGAAUCGAGGGUCAGUUCAUAGACGAAAUGGAGUGGCCUAAAGGCCAAAUUAGGCCCAUGAAUUCUUCGUAGGACACAUUGUUAAAAACACCAACCCAUCACCACAUACGAUUGUGAUCGUUUGGUAAGGAUAUUGCUAAAAACAUCAUAGUUGCAGCCGAAAGGUACCCAUAUUGGAAUAGAACCAGAGGAAGGGAGGGAGCCAUAUUUUUGUGGUCUCUGAUCAUGAUUGGGAUAGUUUUAAAUGAU